Molecule: messenger RNA, 2370 nt
Organism: Dermacentor albipictus
Lineage: Eukaryota; Metazoa; Arthropoda; Arachnida; Ixodida; Ixodidae
Source: RefSeq, a predicted model, not a curated record
AAGUUGCAGGAUGGCACAGAUGCAGAAAUGUCGGAGCACAACUGUCAAGAGGCCAGCCCGUCGGCUUAUCCAGAAAGAGAUGAACAGGCAAGACCUGAAAACGAAAAGGAAUUACAGGAGGCUUCAAAUAGCACAGAUGCAAAGUUUUCACAUCAAGCAACGCAAGUAAACGUUGGAGUAUCUAGCCUACUUGCAACUGAAAGAACAAGAUGGAAACGCAGAGAAAGGGAUCUGAAAAAGCAGGUUGAAAAGCUUCGACAUACAGUUGACCAGUACAAAACAGAGCUUGAAAAAAUGAAAAAUGAUUGCAAUUUUGGUGAUCUGCAGUACAUUCGCCAGCAGGCUGAAGAGAAGCAUAUUUCAGCUGUGUUCUUAUUGGAUCAAAUUGUUAACUUUCGCCGAAAAAAGCCAACUUGGACUGAAGACGUAGUGCGCCACUGCAUCGUACUACGCCACCUGUCAACAAAAGCUUAUGAGCACACAAGGAGGGAAAUGCUACUCAAGCUACCUAGCAGAAGCACCCUUCUGAAUUACCUUGGGAGCAGCUCGGGCGAGACAGGUGUCAACCACCUAGUGCAAGCAAGACUGAAGGCUGAAUUAGAAAAGCUGGAUGCACCCCAAUCUAGAACCUGCUCACUAAUAGUAGAUGAGAUGCGGAUAAAGCCGAAGCUUCAGUAUAAUAAGCAGCGAGAUUGCUUUGUCGGUCAAGUCGACAUGGGCAUAGCAAGUGCACCUGACAGUGAGCUUGUUUUGGCAAACUCCUUGCUAUGCUUUAUCAUAAAUGGGCUCAGCACUACUUAUAAGAUUCCCGUUUCAUACUUUUUUAUGAAAGGGCUAAGUGGCUGUCAGCUGUCAAAGUUGCUUCUCUAUGUAAUGAAAGAAGUAGAAGAAAUAGGGUUCCGUAUAGUACGCUUGGUGACAGAUAACCAUAAAGUCAACGUAAGUGCAAUGAAAGAGCUCUGCGGUGGGUUUUUGACCUACAGAAUUCCCCACCCAUGCAAUCCCGACCGAGAACUUUUCCUAAGCUUUGACUACUGUCACAUAAUGAAAAAUGUGCGGUCCCAGUUUCUGUCACGAGAUCUCGGCAAAACUGGCGAGGUGUCUUCAUCCCACCUAAAGAAACUGUAUGAAAUGCAGAAAGCAUGGAUUGUCAAGCCAGUAAGGAAUUUGAGCAGGAAACAUGUCUAUCCAAACAAUAUUGAGAAAAUGAAUGUUAAGAGGGCAGUGGAAGUAUUCUCUUCAGAUGUUACCUCAGCACUCGAAGUUCUCGUGAAGCAAGCUGGCCAUAGCUGCCAUCCUGAUUUUGCUGGUGCAGGACCGACAAUAACCUUUAUGAGAAAUAUAUAUCGAUGGUUCAUUUUGCAUGACACAAGUAACACCAUGCAACAUGUCCAGCAAUGCUUUCCGGAUGUGCGGCACUACGACAGCCCAGAUGAUGAUCGCCUUGAGUGGCUAGAAGUUACGUUUCCCUUGUACAUGGAGGAAUUGAAGAGAAAUACAUCAUCUCCUCGUGGAUCCCUUACGACUGAAACAUAUGAAGCGCUGCUGCUCACGACAUACUCCACUGUUCAUUGUGUCCGCUUCCUUCUCACGAGAGAAAAUUUCGGUUUUGUGUUAACAAGGAAGUUUAGCAGUGACCCCAUCGAGUCAUUGUUUGGGACGCGGUCGGUCGGUUGCAAUGACCAGUUGGAUGUGCGUUCUGCAAUCUCGGGGCUAGAAAAAGUUUUGAAGACGGGCAUCGCAGCUGUGUCGCAGGACAGUAACGUUCUUUGCGCUGAAGAGCCUGGACCAUCUAAGGGGGUUUUACUUGAAACUCCACAGGUGUCGAAGAGCUCAGCUGAGCUUCCACAGCAAGCUGUAAAUGUACUGGAAGAUCUCAGGCGGCCAAAUGUGGCAAAGUUUGCAACACUGCAAGUGUCAGCAACGGUUUAUGUUGGCGGAUAUAUUGCCCGUGUAGUUAAAGAGCAUAUUGAAUGUGACAGCUGCAGUGCAAUCGUCACCAAGCCUUUGACUAAACAGCCACUUCAAAUGUUUACUUUUCACCAGGACAGAGGUGGAUUGUUAUACCCUUCAGACAACCUGCUCCACGUCCUAGAGACCCUGCGGAUAUUUGUCCAGACAGCACUUCAAAAAUGCCCAACGCUUCACAAACCUCUGCAAACGCUCUUAGAUGCAGCUGUACCAGCUGUUUCUAAGUCUGGCUUUCUUCAUUGCCCCAACACCCAGCACCACCAUGAUGUAGCUAAGUUGGUGUGCUCAAGAUUUAUAAAGCCGCUACUAGUGAACUAUGCCUUUGCUGCCACUGACAAGAGUGACAUCUACAAAACUUUCUUCCAGAAGCCAGGGUCGAGAAAAUAUGUCAAGUUGUGA